UCAUUUAAAUAAUUUCUCAUUGAAUUGUAAUACGAAACCGUAUGCUUAUAUUUUCUUCAGUGAUAUACAUAAAUAUGUAUAUAUGUAUAGAGUAGAUACUAUUUGUAUUUUAAUGUAAUGUAUGAUAAUGAAAAUAUACUAUACUAAAUUGAAAAUGAAUUGACCUUUAAGGUUUCUAUGAUAUUCUUCUAUAGCUUAUAACUACUGUGUUAGAUAUAUUAACUAUGUGAAAAACAUUGAAGAUAAUAAUCAUUGCUAAAAGAGAAAAAUCAUGUUUUGCCCUAAUGGUUCAAUUUUUGAUUUGUGGGUUAGAGAUACAAGUUCAGAAUGUUUUGUAGAUACAACAGCUGCCAGUAUAUUGUCAGUUUUUAUGAUAAUAUUCGGAACAGCACAAUGCUCAGUGUACAAAAAAUACAGUACACCCUUGUCAGAAGCUGUAAUACCACAAUCAAAACUCUACUAUUUACAGAUGUCUAUAACAUUCAUACUUCCAUUAUUAUCAAUAACAAAAUUUUUAGUUGAUGUCUACUUUUUUCAAAGUGGAGUUAUAUAUGGAUAUCAAGCUGUAUAUCUAGUUGUCAUAAUUUUUGUUUUUCCUCUUUCUGCAAAGCUCAUUUUAUUAGAGCGACAUAGCUUACUACCAUCAAUGCCUGCUAGAGGACAUGGUUUAGUUCUUUUAAUAUUUUGGACAUUAGUUUUCACAUCAGAAAAUGUUUACUUUUUAACUUUGAAGACAGAAGAUUGGUGGUUUCAUUUAGAAAAAAUCAAUAACAAAAUUAAAUUAGUUUUGUUUAUAAUGCAAUAUAUUUUGAGUUUGUUACUUUUUGGUUUGGGCUUGAAAGCUCCUGGGAUAAUGACUGCAAGGGAUUAUUUUAGUUUAAAUAACACAUCUGAUUUAUUUUUAGAUUCAGAUCAUGCGGAAGAGCAAUCUACAUGGAGUAAUUUCAAACGAAAGAUUACAAUACUUGCUCCAUUUAUAUGGCCAAAAAAAAGUUUAACUUUACAAGUUCGUGUAAUUCUAUGUCUCUUACUAGUUGUUGCUGGUCGUAUUGCUAAUGUUUAUGUUCCACUUUACAGUGGUAAAAUAGUUGACAGCUUAACAUCCAGUCCCCUUGUUUUCCGAUGGGACUUGAUCUUAAUUUAUGUUGGAAUCAAAUUUCUACAAGGUGGUCUAGGAAUGGGUUUUAUUAAUAACUUGAGAAGCUUUUUAUGGAUUCGAGUUCAACAGUAUACUAAACGUGAAGUUGAAGUUUCUCUAUUUAGGCAUUUACAUAGUCUUAGUCUUAAAUGGCAUUUAAGUCGUAAGACUGGUGAAGUAUUACGUAUUAUGGAUCGAGGAACUGAUUCUACAAAUCAAUUGUUAUCAUUUAUUUUCUUCAAUAUUGGUCCGACUAUUAUUGAUAUUUUAGUUGCAGUUGUAUUUUUCCUAUCUUAUUUCAAUUGGAUGAUGGGUACAAUUGUGUUCAUUACAAUGAUUUUAUAUAUAGCAUUAACAAUAAUAAUUACUGAAUGGAGAACAAAAUUUCAACGUCGUAUGAAUUUAGCUGAUAAUAAUAUGGAAGCACGUAGUGUUGACUCAAUGUUAAAUUUUGAAACUGUUAAAUAUUAUGGAGCAGAAGAGUAUGAAGUUCAAGCCUAUAAAGAGGCUAUUUUAAUCUAUCAGAGUGAAGAAUUUAAAACAAUGGUAUCUUUAGCUAUUCUUAAUACAAUGCAAAAUAUUAUUGUUUGUAUUGGAUUAUUAGCUGGGUCUUUACUCAGUGUUCAUUUUGUUGUUGACCUCAAACAAUUAACAGUUGGUGAAUAUGUUUUAUUUACUGUAUAUAUUAUUCAAUUAUAUGGACCUUUAAACUAUUUUGGUACAUUUUAUAGAGCAAUUCAAAAGAACUUUGUUGACAUGGAAAAUAUGUUUGAUCUAAUGAAUGUAAAACCAGAUAUUGCAGAUGCUCCUAAUGCAUGUGAUAUAGCACUAAAAGGUGGUCAAGUAGAAUUUCGUAACGUGGUGUUUUCUUAUCAACCAGACCGACCAGUAUUAAAAAAUGUAUCAUUCAUAGUUCCAUCAGGCAAAACAUUAGCUUUAGUUGGGCCAUCAGGUAGCGGAAAAACAACCAUUGUACGCCUAUUAUUUAGAUUUUAUGAUGCUGAUUCUGGGUCAAUAUUAAUUGAUAACCAAAAUAUUCAAACCAUUACUCAAUCAUCUCUUAGAAAAGCUAUUGGAGUUGUUCCUCAAGACACAGUAUUGUUCAAUAAUAGUAUUAAGUUUAAUAUUCAAUAUGGAAGAGUAGAUUCUAAUGAUGCUGAAGUUAUAAAUUCUGCAAUGGCAGCUGAUAUCCAUGAUAGAAUUAUGAAAUUUCCAGAACUUUACGAAACUCAAGUUGGAGAAAGAGGUUUGAAACUUAGUGGUGGAGAAAAACAACGAGUUGCUAUUGCUAGAACUUUACUUAAAUCCCCAGCUAUUGUACUUCUUGAUGAAGCUACAAGUGCUUUAGAUACUAAAACAGAACGACAAAUUCAAGCUGCGUUAGCUCAAGUAUGUACAAAUAGAACUACAAUAAUUGUAGCUCAUAGAUUGUCAACAGUAAUUCAUGCCGAUGAAAUAAUAGUAUUAAAAGAUGGAGAAAUUUUUGAAAGAGGAAGACAUGAUGAUCUGAUAGAUAGAAAUGGGUUGUAUGCAGAUAUGUGGUCAGAACAACUAAAAUCUAGCAAUACUAUGACACCAAAUAAUACUUCUACCAAUUUAAGCAAUAGUGAAAAUGAUUUGCCUGUGUCAAACAUUUAAAGAUUUAAAAAAAAUAGAAGUUUGAGUAAAGUAUAAUUUUUUAAGGGAAAUUCAAUCAUCCAAG
Molecule: messenger RNA, 2840 nt
Organism: Daktulosphaira vitifoliae (grape phylloxera)
Lineage: Eukaryota; Metazoa; Arthropoda; Insecta; Hemiptera; Phylloxeridae
Gene: Hmt-1
Product: ATP-binding cassette sub-family B member 6
Exons: 14
Coding region: 272-2776 (834 amino acids)
Biological process (GO): heme transport; transmembrane transport
Cellular component (GO): membrane
Molecular function (GO): ABC-type heme transporter activity; ATP hydrolysis activity; ATP binding
Source: RefSeq, a predicted model, not a curated record